AUUUAUUUUUUAAUUUCCAUUUUUCAUUUUCUAAUUUUAAUUUUUCUAUUACUAUUAUUCUAUUAUUCCAAAUAGCGAGUUGCAUUUUGCAACUCUUUAUUAAUUGAGAAAACUAAAAAUCAAUUAGUUACAAUGGAUAUCCUUAAAGCAGAAAUAGAAAAAAAGAGAAAGGAAUUGGAAGAAAAGGAUUUAGUAAGUAAGAAGCGGAAAUAUUUUAGACGAGGUGAACUAACUGCCAAGGAAGUUGCAAAAUAUAAGGACAAAUAUAGUGCAACUGAAGACAAUGCUAGUAGUUCAAAAGAUCCACAGGAAGGAAAUAAAACCCAGGCUGAUGUCAAGCAUAACAUACUUCCACGACAAGAAGUUAUUAACAAACUAAGGGACAGAGGAGAACCCAUUUUACUAUUUGGAGAAUCAGAAACUGAUGCUUGCAAACGUUUGAGGAAAUGUGAAUUGCUUGAACCAGAAAUUAACAGGGGAUUCCGUAAUGAUCUUCAAGAAGCGAUGGAGCAAGUGGAUCAAGAAUAUCUAAAUGAAUUUCUGAAAUCAAAAUCCUCAGAAAAUGGAUCAAAAACAAAAAGUCAUUCACACGAGCCGAAAGUUAGUUAUGAGGAGAUAUGUGUAAUGGCCAAGAAAAUGGGAAGAGGAAACAGGGAACAUGAUAUGACAACUAUUGUUCAUUUUAUACAGCUUAUUUUAUUAAAAUGGGACGAACAACUGAAAUACAGAAGCCAAGACGAUAAAAUGGCAACCAAAGGAAAACUACAAGGUGCCACUUACACACAAACGCAAGAAUAUCUAAAGCCGCUGUUAAGGAAAUUAAAAAGCUUCACACUCCCUGAAGAUAUCUCGGAUAGUUUGACUGAAAUUGUAGUUCACCUUUUAAACAGAAAUUAUCUGAAGGCUAGUGAUGCAUAUCUUCAAAUGGCAAUCGGCAACGCUCCGUGGCCUAUUGGCGUAACCAUGGUGGGUAUCCACGCAAGAACGGGUCGUGAAAAAAUCUUUUCUAAAAAUGUAGCCCAUGUAAUGAACGACGAGACACAAAGAAAAUAUAUUCAAGCGCUAAAAAGGCUUAUGACAAAAUGUCAAGAAUAUUAUCCCACGGAUCCUUCUAGAUGCGUCGAAUAUCAGCCAGCACUAUCAACCGAAUCAGAAUCCUAAUUUUAAUUUAAUUAAUUUGUGAAUAUUUUAAAAAUAACGUGUGGCUUAUAGCAUUUUAUCUAAAACCGAUUAAACUCCACUAGUACGAUAAUAAUUAUUGCAUUUCCAUCAAUUAAUUUAAUUAAAAAAAAAAAAACAUAAUUUUAAUAAAUUAUAUUGAGUAAAUUUAAUAUAACAAGUUAUAAGUUUACCCUAGACUAUAUAAUUUUCAACUCGGUCACAUGUGGCUAAUAGUACCAAUUUUGUCAAACUAUCUUAUUCCAUUUAAUCCAAAUAUAUCUUAUUGAUUUACUUUGUGCUCUGUUUUCCCAAUUCAGCUGCCCUUAGAGCUGCAGCUUCUACCGCAUCCAUGACGGAUCCUCUAAAAUAAAAAAUACAAUCAAAAUAUUAUAAAAACAAACUGCACAUAUUUACCUAACUCCACCUCUUUCCAAAGCAUGUAUACCAGCAAUAGUUUGUCCACCAGCCGAGCACACUUCAUCUUUAAGAGUCCCCAUAUGCUUACUCGUUUCUAGAACCAUUUUGCCUGCCCCCAUCACGGUUUGUGCCGCGAAUCUUGUUGCCAUAUCUCUGUGAAUUCCCAUUCGAACAGCACCAUCUGAUAAAGCUUCGAUAAAAAGAUAU
This is a messenger RNA of Ceutorhynchus assimilis (cabbage seed weevil), 1785 nucleotides long. NCBI's taxonomy places the organism in Eukaryota, Metazoa, Arthropoda, Insecta, Coleoptera, Curculionidae. The record is from the annotation of a GenBank genome assembly.